UACUCUGCCUCAGUCUUCUUACGGUCCAACUUCACGGGCUCCUUCAGCUGCAGGGCUCGGACCCGAAUCAGAACCGGCUGGCGAACAUCACGUGCAGACCGCGGGGACCAGCGCAGCGACGGAACCAGCACGACGAAGCCGCAACCCAACAUGGCCGCCCACGCAGAGCCGGAGGUGAAGGAGCUGAACCCGGUCGACUUCAUCCAGCUCCAGCAGUACACCGACUACUGCAGUCUGAAGGUCAAAGACGUGUUGAGGGAGUUCGAUGCUGACGGUCGUCUGGCCAAACACCGUCACGGAGAGCGCAUCAAUGAAGAGGGUUUCCGACUCUUCCUGAAGACAUACCUGGAAGUGGAUGACUUCCCUCAGGACCUCUGCCAGAGACUCUUCCAAUCCUUCCAGAACUCUGAGGAGACGCAGGCCGACGGCUGCAGUAAGCUCCGCUCACGCGCUGCGCCUCGGGGCCCCGGCCUGACUUGUGUCUCCCCUGCAGAGGAGGUGUUUCUGAAGGAUGUGUCGUGUUACUUCUCUCUCCUGGAGGACGGUCAGCCCCGGGACAAGCUGGAGUUUGCGUUCCGACUCUACGACAGGGAUGGCAACGGCGUCCUGGACAGUUCGGAGGUGGACCGGAUCAUCGCUCAAAUGAUGCACGCCGCCGAUUACCUGGGCUGGGACGUGUCCGAGCUGCGGCCGGUGCUGAAGGACAUGAUGACGGCCAUCGACGCCGACAGCAGCGGCACGGUGUCGCUGCCCGAGUGGGUCCAGGGUGGGAUGAACAACGUUCCCCUGCUGGUGCUGCUCGGCCUCAAGGUGACCCAGAAGGACGGGCAGCACCUCUGGAGGAUGAAGCACUUCAAUAGGCCUGUCUACUGCAACGUCUGUCAGAGUUUGCUGCUGGGUCUGAGGAAGCAGGGCCUGUGCUGCACCUGUUGUAAGUACACCGUACACGGUCGCUGCGCCAACAGGAACCCGGCGCCCUGCACCAGAACCUAUGUCAAGUCAAAGAAAGAGACCGGGGUGGCGUCACAUGACUGGGUGAGCGGGAACUGCGACUCCAGGAAGUGCGACAGGUGUCAGAAGAAGAUCAAGAGCUUCCAGGGCCUGACUGGGAAGCACUGUGUUUGGUGCCACACCAUGUGCCACGAUGAGUGUGCAGACCUGGAGCCCAGCGAGUGUUCCUGCGGGCCGCUGCGGGACCACAUCCUGCCCCCCUGGGCCGUGUACCCCGUCAUCAAGGAGCGCUCCAGCAACGGCUGCUCCGCCUCUCCUGACGACACUGAACUCAACACCACACCUGACGGGCAGGUGCUGCAGAUCGUUCCGGUGCCCAACACUCACCCGCUGCUGGUCUUCGUGAACCCCAAAAGUGGCGGGAAACAGGGCGAGCGAGUCCUGCGGAAGUUCCAGUAUCUUCUGAACCCACUUCAGGUCUACAACCUGUCCAACGGCGGGCCCGGACCCGGACUCAACUUCUUCCGCGACCUGAAGGAUUUCAGGAUUCUGGUCUGUGGGGGGGACGGCACCGUGGGCUGGAUCCUGGACGCCAUCGACAAAGCCAACCUGCCUGUGCGACCGCCUGUGGCCGUUCUUCCUCUGGGGACAGGAAAUGACCUCGCCAGGUGUCUGCGGUGGGGAGGAGGUUACGACGGCGAGGAUCUGAGUCGCAUCCUCCGAGACAUCGAGACCGGAACUCAGGUUCUGAUGGACCGCUGGAGCGUGCAGGUCAUCCAGGACCGGGAGCAGGAGGAGGGUGACCCGGUUCCCUACGAGAUCAUCAACAACUACUUCUCCAUCGGAGUGGACGCCUCCAUCGCUCACCGCUUCCACACCAUGAGGGAGAAGCACCCGCAGAAGUUCAACAGCAGGAUGAAGAACAAGCUCUGGUACUUCGAGUUCGCCACUUCAGAAACCAUCUCAGCGUCCUGCAAGAGGCUCAGCGACAGUCUGACCAUCGAGUGCUGCGGGACGCCGCUGGACCUGAGCGGAGGCUCUCUGGAGGGCAUCGCCGUGCUCAACAUUCCCAGCAUGCACGGUGGCUCCAAUCUGUGGGGCGAGACCAAGACCCGGGGGCAGACCAGUGUGGAUGAGCCCGACGUGAUCGUGGACCCUGAAGCCCUCAAAGUCUCCUCCCAGGAUCUCAGUGACCGGCGACUGGAGGUGGUCGGGUUGGAAGGAGCCAUGGAGAUGGGUCAGAUCUACACGGGCCUGAAGAGUGCGGUGCGGCUGGCCAAGACCUCACAGCUGACCAUCAGGACGACUAAGUCGUUGCCGAUGCAGAUCGACGGCGAGCCGUGGAUGCAGCCGCCCUGCACGAUCCACAUCACUCACAAGAACCAGGCGGCCAUGUUGAUGGCUCCUCAGACCAAAUCCUCUGGGUUCUUCAAGUGAAGCUGUUUACACGUGAAUGUUUUUUUUUUAUAUAAAUCUUAACUGUAGAAGAAACAUUUUAAUCCUGAUCAUCUUAAGACAGUUGUACAGUCCACUCCAAACUUUUCAGUUCAGCAUCAGUCGUCGUCUGAGUCAGUAACCUGCUGACGCCAGUGACGUCUGGAGGCCGUCUCAAAGUGUGCGAAUUAAUGAAUCUCAGAACUUGAAUCCUGAAUGUUUGCAGCGCUUAAUAAGCUUAAACCUAACUUAUUCAGCUCAUGACAAUUUAAUUAUGAAUGUGCAAAGUGACUCAUGAAUGAAAAUAAAUCCUCAA
Molecule: messenger RNA, 2701 nt
Organism: Synchiropus splendidus (mandarinfish)
Lineage: Eukaryota; Metazoa; Chordata; Actinopteri; Syngnathiformes; Callionymidae
Gene: dgkaa
Product: diacylglycerol kinase, alpha a
Exons: 23
Coding region: 151-2388 (745 amino acids)
Biological process (GO): intracellular signal transduction; diacylglycerol metabolic process; lipid phosphorylation
Cellular component (GO): plasma membrane
Molecular function (GO): ATP-dependent diacylglycerol kinase activity; calcium ion binding
Source: RefSeq, a predicted model, not a curated record